AACUUUAUGGUUUACGUAUAGCUAAACAAUGGCAGAAGCAGUAAAAGUAAUUGUUCGAUGUCGCCCCUUAAACUCACGAGAAAUCAAUCUAAAAUGUAUUAAUAUUGUUGAAAUGGAUGAUUCACUUGGAUUAUGUCGGCUUUUAAAACCUGAUAGUGAAUCAGUAGAACCACCUAAAUCGUUUACAUUUGAUGGAGUUUUCAAUGUUGAUAGUGUUACUGAAUCUAUUUAUGCUGAUAUAUGCUUUCCAUUAGUUGAAGGUUGUGUUGAAGGCUAUAAUGGAACAGUGUUUGCAUAUGGGCAAACAGGAUGUGGAAAGUCUUUUUCAAUGCAAGGAAUAGAAGAUCCACCAUCUCAGCGUGGUAUUAUCCCUCGUGCAUUUGAGCAUAUAUUUGAAAGCAUUCAAGUUUCUGAUAAUUCAAAGUUUCUUAUUCAUGCUUCUUAUUUAGAAAUAUAUAAUGAAGAUAUCAGAGAUUUAUUGGGGAUAGAUCUCAAGGCUAAGCUAGAUGUUAAAGAACAUCCUGACUCAGGUAUAUAUGUAAAAGGGCUAACAAAAUCAGCUUGUCACUCUAUUAAAGACAUGGAGAAGCUAAUGAAAAAGGGAAGCCAAAACAGAUCUGUUGGUGCAACAUUGAUGAAUGCUGAUUCAUCAAGAUCUCAUUCUAUUUUUACAAUCUAUGUUGAAACAUGUGAGCUUGGGGCAGAUGGAAAAGAACAUAUUCGUGCUGGAAAGUUAAACCUUGUUGAUUUAGCUGGAAGUGAAAGACAAGCAAAAACUGGUGCAACAGGUGACCGCCUUAAAGAAGCUACAAAAAUUAAUUUAUCACUUUCUGCUCUUGGGAAUGUUAUAUCAGCACUUGUUGAUGGAAAAUCUAAGCACAUACCAUAUAGAGAUUCAAAAUUAACUCGUUUGCUCCAGGAUUCAUUAGGAGGUAAUACAAAAACGUUGAUGGUAGCAUGUAUUAGUCCAGCUGAUAAUAACUAUGAUGAAACACUCAGUACUUUGCGAUAUGCUAAUCGUGCAAAAAAUAUUAAGAAUAAGCCAAAAAUAAAUGAAGAUCCUAAAGAUGCUCUUCUUCGAGAAUAUCAAGGAGAAAUAGCUCUUCUUAAGAAAGUCCUCACUGGAGAGUUGACAAUGACUCCUGAAAUUUUAGCUAAACUUGGCAUAAGUCAAGCAAAUGUGUUUAGUUCAGCAAAAUCAAACGAGCAAGCUCAGCAUGUUUCAAAUGAAGAAGCUCUGCAAAUAAAAAUGGAGUAUGAAAGUAAACUUGAAUUAUUACAAAAGAAUUUUGAAGAAGAAAAGUUUAAUAAAGAGAAACUAGAAGGAGAGGUUUUGGCUCUUCAGAAAGAUCUGAAGAAUACCCUUCAUAAUGCUACCUUAAAAGGAUUCCACUCUGAUCAAGCAGAUGAAAUUUAUAGAGAAUUUCAAUUAAAAGCCAAUGUCACUGAUGAAGCAGUCCAUGACUUACAUCGUUCAGCUUCUCAAAAAAGUCCUACAAAUGAGAGUAAGAAAUCUGAGUCGCCAUCUAAAAUACUGACAGACGCUGCAAAAGAUGUUGCAAAAGAUGUUGUGAAAGAUGUUGCAAAAGGAAUUGGUUUUUUACGUGAUAAACUGAGUGGCUCUCAACAAAGUAUUUCAGUUUCGAUUUCAAAAAAAGAUGAUAUCUAUGGAGAACCAGACAUCAAGGUUUCAGAAAACACUACUACAUCAGCUCCAUCAAAUUUUAUUUCAAAUAUGGCAGCUGUAAUUCAAGAGGAAACAGUUAAGCGUCUUAAUGCUCUCCAGCAACAACUUGUAGGCAGUGAAACAUCUAACAAUAGUAAAGAAGAACUAAAAUCAAAACAUAAAAAGCGAAAAGAGCAUGCUAGACAGAGACAAAGUAGAAUGGUUAAAGAAAUACAAAAAUGGGAAGGCGAAGGGAUUAUGCUGAAAGUAUAUGAUAAUAUGCAAGAGGAAAUUAAAAUAAAAAAUAAUGCCAUUAACGAAAUUCAGUCUGAGCUCAAAGCUGCAACUAGUGAAAUUUCUGAUCUGCAGAGUGAGUUUCAAACAGAGCGUGAGCAAUAUUUAGAAACAAUUCGCAUAAUGGAACGUCAAAUAUUACUCCAGAAGCAAAUCUUAGAAAAGCUACAACCUACGAUUCGCAGAGACUGCAACUAUUUUAAUAUCGAUAAAAUUAAAGCACAGAGUGAAUUCGACGAAGAGUCUCAGCUUUGGGUGAUUCCUGACUUGUAUAUUGAACGAACAACUUUACCCAAGACUGGACCAGGUAAAGAAAGCCUAUCAUCAAUGAAAAUAUCUAAUCCUAAUCUUACGCAAGAAACUUAUGAAAACCGCAGCGCAGAACAAGAUCGUAAUGCAAUUCAAUGGGAACGCGAAAAGACGACUAAUAAUUAUUUUAAACCUAAGCGUGCAGAAGUAUUGUUGUCAUCGAGUGCGGUAAAUGGAACUGGUCUGUUUGCUGAUGCAAAUAAACAUUUUGUAAUUAAAAACGACGUGUUUACGGAACGUCGGCCACAAAAAUUAGAAGCAUUACCGGCAUCUGUGUUUGAGAAAAAGAAAAAGAAAAACAAAAAAGAUGCCGCAUAAAGCAUUUAAAUGGAAGCAACUUAGUAAAUGUUUCUUUAAUUAUUAAUUUAAAAAGCCUUCAACCUUAAAUCGAGACUUGUAAAUAAAUACCAACCUCAAACCGAGACUUGUAAAGAAAUACCAACCUCAAACCGAGACUUGUAAAGAAAUACCAACCUCAAACCGAGACUUGUAAUACCACCAUUGGUUAUGAUUUUUGUGAUACAGAAAUGCAAAACUUAUUUAAGUUUUGUUUAAAACAUGUCUAAAUUGGUUUUUUUUUUUUUUUUUGAAAUAUGAAAAAGAUCGUUUUAUAUCGUUGAAUAAACAAUAAUCGAUUUCAUCUAUAUUUUUUAUUUUUCCUAUUUAUAGAAGAAAUUUUGAAGAUUAAAAAGACGUUUUAACAAAAUAAAUGAAAAUUACGGUUUUAUAAUAUAAUAGUUUUUUCAAUUUUUAAAAUGGUUUUUAUCAUGGCAAGUUCAAUGUUCAACGUUUAUUUGUUUCGAGUAAACAAACAGAACUUUUGUUACGAACUUUUCAAACUAUUUCCAGCAUUUGUACAUAUGUAAAUAUAUAUAUAUA
Hydra vulgaris (swiftwater hydra) is the source of this 3148-nucleotide messenger RNA. Its product is annotated as kinesin-like protein KIF17. Gene Ontology annotation, cellular component: microtubule associated complex. Lineage: Eukaryota; Metazoa; Cnidaria; Hydrozoa; Anthoathecata; Hydridae. The record is from RefSeq and is a predicted model, not a curated record. Gene Ontology annotation, molecular function: ATP binding; microtubule binding; microtubule motor activity. Gene Ontology annotation, biological process: mitotic spindle organization; spindle elongation; microtubule-based movement.